GGUAAAUUGCCAGUCCUUCUGCUCGGUCAGUCUGCAGACUUGAGGCCAGGAGAAUUUGUGGUUGCCAUUGGAAGUCCAUUUUCCCUUCAAAACACCGUGACUACGGGGAUCGUUAGUACCACUCAACGUGGAGGGAAGGAGCUGGGGCUCCGCAACUCCGAUAUGGAUUAUAUUCAGACAGAUGCCAUCAUCAAUUAUGGAAACUCUGGUGGACCGCUAGUAAAUCUGGAUGGUGAAGUCAUAGGAAUUAACACGUUAAAAGUUACAGCAGGGAUCUCGUUUGCUAUCCCAUCGGAUAAAAUCAAGAAGUUCCUAACGGAAUCCCAUGACAGACAAGCUAAAGGAAAAGCUAUAACCAAAAAGAAAUAUAUCGGCAUUCGAAUGAUGUCCCUAACUCCCAGCAAAGCUAGAGAGCUGAAGGAUCGCCAUAAAGACUUUCCUGAUGUUGUCUCUGGGGCUUAUGUUAUUGAAGUAAUUCCAGAAACACCAGCUGAAGC
Antrostomus carolinensis (chuck-will's-widow) is the source of this 497-nucleotide messenger RNA. Its product is annotated as serine protease HTRA1. The transcript is spliced from 5 exons. Lineage: Eukaryota; Metazoa; Chordata; Aves; Caprimulgiformes; Caprimulgidae. Gene Ontology annotation, molecular function: serine-type endopeptidase activity; protein binding. Gene Ontology annotation, biological process: programmed cell death; proteolysis; positive regulation of apoptotic process. The annotation marks the transcript as partial. The record is from RefSeq and is a predicted model, not a curated record.